Messenger RNA from Histoplasma mississippiense, 3546 nucleotides. RefSeq lists its product as hypothetical. Gene Ontology annotation, molecular function: phosphatidylinositol-4,5-bisphosphate 5-phosphatase activity; protein binding. Lineage: Eukaryota; Fungi; Ascomycota; Eurotiomycetes; Onygenales; Ajellomycetaceae. The transcript is spliced from 7 exons. The record is from RefSeq and is a predicted model, not a curated record. Bases 1 to 3546 code for a protein of 1181 amino acids. Gene Ontology annotation, biological process: phosphatidylinositol dephosphorylation.
AUGGAGGCAAAGCACAACGAGCGCCCUGAUGGGAAUGGCACCGACGAGGACUCUAUUAAACCUGUUUCUUCCCUCCUCUCCCACUUCGAAAACCUUGCUCACCUUAACCCCAAGUCGCAUCAUCCCACUGCGGCUUCAACCCAUGAAUCCCGCUCCGCCUUCCUAGAAACCCCAAACGUCGUCACUAGUCGUGCUUCUUUAGAUCUCCCACGCCCGGAUCCCUCAAACUGGUCGUCAUCUUCUUCUUCUUCUUCUUCCCAUGCGCGCUCCGCUGCUCACUCCCCUUCGUCGUCCAGAUGGCUUCACACUGCCAGGCACAAUCAUGCUAGUGUUACGGCUACGAACACAGAUGGGUUUCAAGGAAGACGGAUGCCGGCUAGGCCAGUGUCCAUGAAUGUCUCAUCCGCGCAGUGGAAAGCUCCAGUCCUCACUAUAGAUACUCCCCGCACUGCUUCCCAGACCUGUGUCAUUCCCGCCACCGAGAAUCGCAGCAGGGAAAUACGGACGGUCCCGGAACCUCCCCCGCCGCGUAGGCCACCUAGCAGUCAGAGUCGUCCGUCGAGCAGACCAUGUACCCCCGUAACCGAUUCCUCAGGCGUGGUAAUUUGGGCAGAGGGCAGAGCUCGUGAUGCCAAAAACGGCCUCAAAGCUGCGUCUCUCCCACCCCCUGUCAAUAGAGCGGAAAAGCCCAAAAUCCCCGCCACUACCAAAAACACCACCGCUGUUCCUCGUUGGGAGAACGCGAAAUCUCUUGCGCCAGCGUCGGAAAGGAUCUCAGUCGGUGUUGAAGCUUCACCAUUCAGUACCCCUCCAAGUAGUCCAGAAAAAGCUCCCCCGGGUACCAUAGCGACAAACGGCGAUUCCUCAAAUCGCAUUCCCCCGCUCUACUCCACUGCUGAGCGCGGACCUCGCAGAGCUUUCCCCGACCCUACCCCGUUUCGAUAUCCUCGUCGAUCCGCGACUUUCGAGGCUGAGCAUGACGGUUCAUCCGGUCCGAGAAGUGCAACGACGGUAUUAACACGCGACAUUAAACACCCCCCGCCGCCGAUUCCAAUGAAACGGAGUGAGACCGAUCUUUCGGGACGAAGGAGCGCCAGGGACCCCCGGGACAAGCAAUAUACCAGCGAUAAUCUAGAGGAUCGACCGGGCCUGCCACCCCGCGCCCAAGCGCGAAUAUCUCGUCGAGGUGCUCCCUCGCAGACUGGAAUUCAACCGUCUUCUGACCUCGCACCCAGACGCUCCUUUGAUAUCCUCUCCAGAUCAACUAUCACAUCGAAUUUCUCCGUCCGUGUUGGAAGCGAGCAAACCGAUCCACAUUUCCCUCCGCCACCGCAAAGAGACACAGCUGUGCCUGGUGGCCGAAUACAUGCUAACAGCAAGACCCAACCACCCUCUACCCCGACACAGUUUGCACGAUCACCUAUGCGCUCAGUGGAAUGCCUUUCGACACCCCCUGCUUCCAACCAACGUCAGACCAGUAGAUCCACUCGCAUUGAGUCAGAGGAAUCAGAGCCGCCCUUCGACGAUGCGCCAAUCCCUCGUACAGACUACCCUGAUUUUUCUAACACCAAUCGUCGCCCACCGAUAUUCAAAAGUGGAACAAGGAGUAUUCACACCAAGCAUGAUGUGCGAGUUUUUGACGUUUGUGGGAACUAUGCAUGCACGACAGGGUACUUUACUCGAGUCUGGGACCUAGGGAAACUACUUUGGCUGGGAACGAAUGCGGGGGAGAUCCAUGAGGUUGAUAUUCAAACACAGUCGAUUGUUUCGUCGCGGACGUUACCGUCACGGAGAGAAAUUAUCAAGAUCUAUCGGCAUAAAAAGGAACUUUGGACGCUUGACGAUGAGGGCAAACUACUCCUCUGGCCUCCAGAUGAAUCGGGUUCGCCUAAUCUUCAAUACAGCUACAGCCACCCAUACGAUCGAGUUGCGAAGGGCCAUACUUUCUCGAUGGUUGUUGGAGACCUGUUGUGGCUCGCAUCCGGCAAGGAAGUACGGGUUUACCGUCCCAAUUCUAAAGAUGCGGAUUUCCAAGUCCUCAAGGGACCGUUCGGGAAAUCAGAUGCUGGCGAAAUCACGUCGGGCACCACUAGUCCCAAAGACGGUGGCCUCGUUUACCUAGGACAUGCUGAUGGGAAAGUUUCGAUUUACUCUGCGCAGGAUUACUCAUGUCGAGCAACGUUGAACGUGAGCUUAUAUAAAAUCAAUUGCCUGGCGAUGGUUGGUGAUUACCUCUGGGCGGGCUAUAAGACAGGCAUGAUCUAUGUCUACGAUAUUUCUACUUCACCAUGGACCGUUAAGAAGGACUGGCAGGCGCAUGACCAAGCUGUCUGUGGGCUGUUGCUGGAUUCCAGUAGCGUUUGGACUGUUAAUCGAUUGCAAGCUGUUUCGCUUGGGACGGAUAAUUAUAUUCGGCUAUGGGACGCUAUGCUUGAGGACGACUGGCUUGGAGCAACCGUCCCGGGCAAUUUGCGGGAUAGCAAGUUCAUCCGAGACGUUGUCCACCCUGAAAGUCCUCCGGAUAUUUUGGUUUUUGGGUUUCAGGAGCUUGUGGACCUGGAAAACAAAAAAAUUACUGCUAAGAGUAUCCUCAUGAGCAGCAAGAAGAAAGACAGUGCAGAUAAGGAACACAUGAGCCGGCAGUAUCGUGUUUGGAAAGAUUAUCUUGCUUCUUGUAUACAUGAUAUAAUGCCUAUUGAUCAGCCCUACGUCCUCCUCCACACCUCAAACCUCAUCGGUCUAUUCACCUGCGUGUUCGUCAAACAAGAAGAGCGUCAAAGAAUCAGAGGCAUCAGUGCAACGGAGGUGAAGCGCGGCAUGGGCGGGCUGCACGGCAAUAAGGGUGCGCUCGUCUUCCGCUUCAUCCUCGACGAUAGCUCUCUCUGCUUCAUAAACUGCCAUCUGGCAGCCGGCCAAUCCCAAACUACCCAUCGCAACAAUGACAUUGCUGCAAUUCUUGAAAGCAGUUCCCUGCCACCCGAAUCUAGCUACUCGUCACGCAUCGACCUCUUCGUCGGUGGUGGCGAUGGCACUAUGAUCCUUGACCACGAAAUCUGCAUACUAAAUGGCGAUCUAAACUACCGUAUCGAUUCUAUGCCACGCAACACCAUCAUCGAAGCCGUUAAGGCACGCAAUCUUCCCAAACUCCUCGACCGCGACCAACUUCUUGCCUCCCGCCGCAAAAACCCCGGUUUCCGCCUCCGCGCCUUCAACGAGGCACCCAUCACUUUUUCACCGACGUAUAAAUACGACGUUGGCACCGACCAAUAUGAUUCUAGUGAGAAGAAGCGGUCGCCGGCUUGGUGUGAUCGGCUACUUUAUCGGGGCGUUGGGAGGAUCAAACAGCUGGAGUACCGCCGGCAUGAAGUCAAGGUAUCGGAUCAUCGCCCCGUCAGCGGUCUGUUCAAGAUGCGCAUCAAAACUAUCUCCCCAGAAAAAAGGACGAAUGUGUGGGUAACGUGUCAGGAGGAGUUUCGGAAGGAGAAGCGGAGGUUGGCGACGGAUGCUAGGGUUUGCCUGGUAGAAGAUGAGAAGCAGGGAUAUUAA